Molecule: messenger RNA, 1436 nt
Organism: Misgurnus anguillicaudatus (oriental weatherfish)
Lineage: Eukaryota; Metazoa; Chordata; Actinopteri; Cypriniformes; Cobitidae
Gene: adh5
Product: alcohol dehydrogenase 5
Biological process (GO): formaldehyde catabolic process
Cellular component (GO): cytosol
Molecular function (GO): alcohol dehydrogenase (NAD+) activity; zinc ion binding; S-(hydroxymethyl)glutathione dehydrogenase [NAD(P)+] activity
Source: RefSeq, a predicted model, not a curated record
AGAAAAAACACGGACUUUGUACAAGCGUGGCCUGUUCUACGUCUCUGAUUGGCUGGAGGAAGAGUUCUUCAGUUUGCCACACCCCUUCUUCCUUUCUGCCGCGGUGGAAAAGCAGCAUGGAUACAACUGGGAAAGUCAUUAAAUGCAAGGCAGCUGUGGCUUGGGAGGCUGGUAAGCCUCUUUCCAUUGAGGAGGUGGAGGUAGCUCCACCCAAUGCCCAUGAAGUUAGAAUUAAGAUCCAUGCUACAGGUGUGUGUCACACUGAUGCAUACACCCUGAGUGGAAGUGACCCAGAGGGCUUGUUUCCUGCCAUUCUGGGUCAUGAGGGGGCAGGAACAGUUGAGAGUGUUGGAGAAGGGGUCACCAAAUUCAAACCAGGUGAUGUUGUCAUUCCACUGUAUGUGCCCCAGUGUGAAGAGUGCAAGUUUUGUAAAAAUCCCAAAACCAACCUGUGCCAGAAGAUCAGGGUGACCCAGGGUCAGGGUCUGAUGCCCGAUAAGACCUCCAGGUUCACUUGUAAAGGCAAGCAGAUCUUUCACUUCAUGGGUACCAGCACCUUUUCUGAGUACACCGUAGUGGCCGACAUCUCUCUGGCCAAAGUAGAUGAUAAUGCUCCCAUGGAUAAAGUGUGUCUCCUGGGUUGUGGAAUAUCCACUGGAUAUGGAGCUGCACUCAAUACUGCCAAGGUUGAGGCCGGUUCCACCUGCGCUGUAUUCGGUUUGGGAGCAGUGGGGCUUGCUGUCAUUAUGGGCUGCAAGUCACUAGGUGCCACCAGGAUUAUUGGCAUUGACAUCAACCCAGACAAGUUUGAAGUUGCAAAGAAGUUUGGAGCCACUGAGUUUGUGAACCCCAAGGACCACAGCAAGCCAAUUCAGGAAGUGCUGGUGGAGCUCACAGAUGGAGGAGUUGAUUACUCCUUUGAAUGCAUCGGCAAUGUUGGAAUAAUGAGGGCCGCUCUUGAAGCAUGUCACAAAGGCUGGGGAACCAGUGUUAUCAUUGGUGUGGCAGGGGCAGGUCAAGAAAUCUCCACCCGCCCUUUCCAGUUGGUCACAGGGCGUACAUGGAAAGGCACAGCCUUUGGUGGCUGGAAGAGUGUGGAAAGUGUUCCUAAGCUUGUCAAUGACUACAUGAGCAAGAAGCUGAUGGUGGAUGAGUUUGUUACUCACACUUUGCCCUUUGCCAAGAUCAAUGAGGCCUUUGAUCUGAUGCAUGCUGGGAAGAGUAUCCGAGCUGUCCUGCAGUUUUGAGCAUCCAGUCACAAACAUGAUCCUUAUGUUGCUUGUUCUCCCAAGUGUUUGAAACAGACACUAAACAUUUAAAACCUUUAUCUUGGUACUUACAAUAGUGACUGUUGUGUUGACAUUUGUUUUGGUAUUGAUAGUACAGUUCCAGUUGAGUUCCAGUUACACACCGAAUAAAUGUGAUUACAAAACAAA